AUGCACUUCUGCCUGAACUUUCUGCAUGCCUUUCCAACAAUCGAGGCGCGUGAUAAACACUAUGCAUACUGCAAAGACAAUGAAGCGGUCAAAAUCACGAUGCCAAGUGAGAAGGAAAAAUGGUUAUCCUACCAAUACAGUCAAUGCCAAUUCAAGGUCCCAUUUAUAAUCUGUUUGGACUUUGAAAGCUUAUUGAUACCAAUGAAAGAGAAUGCUCGGGAUACUAAGACCAAGACGCUGAAUAAGCAUGUACCAUGCGGGUGGGCCAUAUACUCCACUUUCGCAUAUGGAGAAGUGCCAGACCCCCUAACAGUAUACAGGGGCGAGGACUGUGUAAAACGCUUUGUAAACCACCUGGAGGAUGAGGUAAAACGGCUCUACGCUACAUUCCCACAGACGCGUAUGACGGAACUGACGGAGGAUCAGAAGAAUGCAUAUGAUGCUGCUGAAACAUGUCAAAUAUGCAUGAAGCCAUUCAACGAUGUAAAAAGGAUACCAAACCAUGUACCAGUCAUGUUUCACAACCUAUCAGGUUACGAUGCCCACUUGUUCAUCCGUAAGCUCGAUGAAAAAUACGACACCCAAGAUAUCGGCUGCAUCGCUGAGAAAACCGAGAAAUAUAUAUCAUUCAAUGUGAAGAUCAAGAUCCCAAUAGCGGGUAUGGGGUACGGUGACGGUGAAUUUUACAAAAAGAUUGAAAUAAGAUUCAUUGAUAGUUGCCGAUUCAUGGCAUCCUCAUUGGAGAUAUUGGCAAGUAACCUUAUUGGUACGAACACGGCAGGUAUGAAAUGCCAGCAGUGUGCAGAUACAUGCUUGGAAUUUAAGAACAUCGAUUAUGAGUAUGUAGGAAGAUUGUGGUGUAAAAAUUUUGACUCUGAUACCACGAAGCAGUUAAACAAGGAUCAGGUAAAGGCUAAUACACCAGUCAUGAGCUACUACUUUAGCAAUGAUGAGUUAUUCCGGCUCAUGCUUCGAAAAGACAUAUAUCCCUACGAAUACAUGAAUGGUUGGCGAAGAUUCGAGGAUACUGAGCUUCCACCUAGAGAGGUCUUCUAUAGCAAUUUAAAUAUUAAGGGAAUAAGCGAUCACGAUUAUGCUCAUGCUCAGAAGAAUUUUCGGGGAGUGUGCCACGCUAAUUAUGCGCUCGGUCCUGUUCAUUACUAUAGCGCACCCGGCUUAGCAUGGAAAGCCGCAUUCAAGUACACGAAUAUCAAGCUGGAGCUCUUAACAGACCCCGACAUGCUCCUCAUGUUCGAGAAGGGUAUAAGAGGUGGUAUAACGCAGAGUGUUCACAGGUACGCGAGGGCCAACAACAAAUAUAUGGGUGAUCAAUAUGAUCCUGAUAAGGAGUCGUCAUACUUAAUAGUUAGUCGUCAUAACAAUCUUUAUGGCUGGGCCAUGCAACAACCCCUCCCAACCCAUGGCUUCAAAUGGGUGUCGAAUAUUGAGGUUAUCAAUGAAAAGAAGAUCGAGAAGCUCGUUGCUGACAACAAGCAUGGCUACCUCCUGGAGGUCGAUGUUGAUUACCCGAAGGAUUUACACGACAAGCACGACGAGCUACCCUUCCUGCCGGAGCGUAGGAUGAUUCACAGAGUUGAAAAGCUCAUACCAAAUCUCGAGCAUAAACGGAAGUACGUAGUUCAUAUUGCAGCUCUUUAUCAAGCUCUGAAACAUGGGCUUGAGCUUAACAAGGUCCACCGCGCUUUACCAUUUAAACAAAGCGCGUGGCUGCGAGGUUAUAUUUAUCACAACACGAAGCUGAGAACUGCCGCCAAAAAUGAUUUUGAAAAGGAAUUUUAUAAACUAAUGAACCUGUCAGUGUUUGGAAAGACCAUGGAAAACAUCCACAAUCACCGCAAUAUUAAGUUAGUAACCAAUGAAGCAGCCUAUACGAAGCUGACCAUGCAACCAAACUUUAAAAGCGGCACUUGCUUCAGUGAGAACCUCAUGGGUAUUGAGAUGGGUAGGACGGGUAUUAAGAUGAACAAACCCGUGUAUAUUGGUCAAGUGAUUCUGGAUCAAUCAAAAACCGUCAUGUACAACUUCCACUAUGAAUUUAUGAAGCCAAAGUACGGUAGUGUGGGCUUGAUGAAGAAUGAACUUGGGGGUAAGAUCAUUACGCAUUUCAUAACACUUAAGCCUAACUCUUAUGCAUACAAAGCAUUAACGAAAGAGGGUGAUGAUCGAAAAGCAAAGGGUGUGAAGAGGGUCGUGACUAAAAAAUGUAUCACUUUCGAAGAUUACGAAACUGAUGACAAAAGGAUUGUACAAGCUGAUCAAAUAACAACGCUUGCACGAGAGGCUGUUGAUCAACCUAUAGAUAAGCGUCAAGUUCUUUUGCCGAAAAAAUGUAGCGAAGGUUUCCUGGACAAAGCAUCACCUGAGAAGGCUAUAGCCAACGUGGUAACCUUCGAUAGCCCUGAAGGUUCGAGAAGAGACAUAGAGGAAGAUCCUGUUAUUAGGGAGAGCAUGGCUGACCUGGGUAUAUUGGUUUACACAGCCUUUGGUCGAUUCCUCGCAACCUUGUUGGUGGUUGCGCACACAGUUAACCACACCCAGCUCUCAAAGUCCAAAAUGAAUGAAAAUAAGGUUGAUAUAGAACAAGAAAACAAUGGGGAAUACUCUAUCAAAGAUAUGCAAUGGCAAUCGUGA
Hydractinia symbiolongicarpus is the source of this 2652-nucleotide messenger RNA. RefSeq lists its product as uncharacterized. The coding region runs from base 1 to 2652 and encodes 883 amino acids. The record is from RefSeq and is a predicted model, not a curated record. Gene Ontology annotation, molecular function: nucleic acid binding. The transcript is spliced from 6 exons. Lineage: Eukaryota; Metazoa; Cnidaria; Hydrozoa; Anthoathecata; Hydractiniidae.